Messenger RNA from Blepharisma stoltei, 837 nucleotides. The record is from the annotation of a GenBank genome assembly. NCBI's taxonomy places the organism in Eukaryota, Ciliophora, Heterotrichea, Heterotrichida, Blepharismidae.
AUGUUAAGAAAUUUCAGAUUAGUUUUAUGUCAAUUCUCAGCAGGUCAUGAUAAAGUUGCUAACCUGUCCAAAGCUCGAGAUCUGAUCCAACAAGCUACAGCAGCCGGCGGACAAGUUAUAGUUCUUCCUGAGUGCUUUAAUUCUCCUUAUUCUACCAAAUAUUUCGCAGAUUAUGCAGAAGAAAUCCCAGGAACUCCAGAAACAUCCCCAUCAGUCCAUUUUCUACUUGAAGCUGCAAGAAACCAUCAAGUUCAUAUUAUAGGUGGUUCAAUUCCUGAGCGUGAAGGAAAUAAGCUCUAUAACACUUCGAUAUGUGUCUCCCCAGAUGGCCAGAUCCUCAAGAAGCACAGAAAAGUUCAUCUCUUCGAUAUAAACGUCCCUGGAAAAAUCGUCUUUUUCGAAAGUGACGUUUUGACUGCAGGAAAUGAGCCAACUAUCAUUGAGACUCCUUAUUGUAAAAUUGGGGUCGGGAUCUGCUAUGACUUGAGAUUCGGAGAAUAUGCAUGGACUCUUUCUAAGUCAGAAGAUGUAGGAUUAUUAGUAUACCCAGGGAAUUUUAACAUGACAACAGGCCCUAAGCACUGGGAACUUUUGCUCAGAUCAAGAGCUGUUGAUAAUCAGAUUUUUGUAGCUGCAUGCUCUCAAGCCAGAAAUACGAGCAGUGAAUAUGUGUCUUAUGGCCAUUCUAUGGUAGUUAAUCCUUGGGGAGAAAUUCUAAGCUCUACAGAGUUUGAUGAAGGCUUGGUAGUCCAAGAUAUUGACUUUGGGGUGUUAAAUGAAAAUAGAGGCAGCAUCUGGACAAGAAGACAUAAAAGAUUUGAACUCUAUGAAAGAUAA